Pipistrellus nathusii (Nathusius's pipistrelle) is the source of this 6216-nucleotide messenger RNA. The record is from the annotation of a GenBank genome assembly. Lineage: Eukaryota; Metazoa; Chordata; Mammalia; Chiroptera; Vespertilionidae.
AUGUCGCAGCAGUCGCUGCUCCCCGCCUCGGCGGAGACUCGGAAGUUCACCCGGGCGCUGAGCAAGCCGGGCACGGCGGCCGAGCUGCGGCAGAGCGUGUCGGAGGUGGUGCGCGGCUCGGUGGUGCUGGCCAAGCCAAAGCUGAUUGAGCCCCUUGACUAUGAAAAUGUCAUCGUCCAGAAGAAGACACAGAUCCUGAAUGAUUGUCUAAGGGAGAUGCUGCUCUUCCCUUAUGAUGACUUUCAGACUGCCAUCCUGAGACGCCAGGGUCGCUACAGAUGCUCCACGGUUCCUGCCCACGCACAGGAGGAGGCUCAGAGCUUAUUUGUUACAGAGUGCAUCAAAACCUAUAACUCUGACUGGCAUCUCGUGAACUAUAAAUAUGAAGAUUACUCAGGAGAGUUUCGACAGCUUCCAAACAAAGGGGCCAAGUUGGAUAAACUUCCAGUCCAUGUCUAUGAAGUUGAUGAGGAGGUUGACAAAGAUGAGGACGCUGCCUCCCUCGGCUCUCAGAAGGGCGGGAUCACCAAGCAUGGCUGGCUGUACAAAGGCAACAUGAACAGUGCAAUAAGCGUGACCAUGAGGUCAUUUAAAAGACGGUUUUUCCACCUGACUCAACUUGGUGAUGGAUCCUACAAUUUGAAUUUUUACAAAGAUGAAAAGAUCUCCAAAGAGCCAAAAGGAUCGAUAUUUUUGGAUUCCUGUAUGGGUGUGGUUCAGAACAACAAAGUCAGGCGUUUUGCUUUUGAGCUCAAGAUGCAGGACAAAAGUAGUUAUCUUUUGGCAGCAGACAGUGAAGUGGAAAUGGAAGAAUGGUUCACAAUUCUAAACAAGAUUCUGCAGCUCAACUUCGAAGCUGCGAUGCAAGAAAGGCGAAACGGAGACUCUCAUGAAGAUGACGAACAAAGCAAAUUGGAAGGUUCUAGUUCCGGUCUAGACAGCUACCUGCCUGAACUUGCCAAGAGUACCCGAGAAGCAGAAAUCAAACUGAAAAGCGAAAGCCGAGUUAAACUUUUUUACUUGGACCCGGAUGCCCAGAAGCUUGAUUUACCAUCAGCUGAGCCAGAAGUGAAGCCAUUUGAAGAGAAGUUUGGAAAAAGAAUUCUUGUCAAGUGCAAUGAUCUAUCUUUCAAUUUGCAAUGCUGUGUUGCCGAAAAUGAAGAAGGACCCACUACAAAUGUGGAGCCUUUCUUUGUCACUCUAUCCCUGUUUGACAUAAGGGACAACCGGAAGAUUUCUGCCGAUUUCCACGUGGACCUGAACCAUUUCUCAGUGAGGCAGAUGCUGGCCGCCCCGUCCUCCGCUCUGAUGAAUGGCAGCGGGCAAAGCUCACCCACCCUCCCGGACAUCCUCCACGAAGCCGCCAUGCAGUAUCCAAAGCAGGGAAUAUUCUCAGUCACGUGUCCUCAUCCAGAUAUAUUCCUCGUGGCUAGAAUCGAAAAGGUCCUCCAGGGGAGCAUCACGCACGUCGCAGAGCCAUACAUGAAAAGUUCCGACUCUUCUAAGGUUGCUCAGAAGGUGCUGAAGAAUGCCAAACAGGCAUGCCAAAGACUCGGACAGUAUAGGAUGCCAUUUGCUUGGGCAGCAAGGACAUUGUUUAGGGAUACAUCUGGAAACCUUGACAAGAAUGCCAGAUUCUCUGCUCUCUACAAGCAAGACAGCAAUAAGCUCUCCAAUGACGACAUGCUCAAGUUGCUGGCGGACUUUCGGAAACCCGAGAAGAUGGCUAAGCUCCCAGUGAUAUUGGGCAAUCUAGACAUUACAAUCGAUAAUGUUUCCUCAGACUUUCCCAAUUAUGUCAAUUCAUCCUACAUUCCCACAAAACAAUUUGAAACCUGUACUAAAACUCCAAUCAUGUUUGAAGUAGAGGAAUUUGUGCCCUGCCUACCAAAAUACACUCAACCGUACACCACCUAUAACAACCACCUUUAUGUUUAUCCCAGAUACUUGAAAUAUGACAGUCAGAAGUCUUUUGCCAAGGCCAGAAAUAUUGCUAUUUGCAUUGAAUUCAAAGAUUCAGAUGAGGAAGACUCUCAGCCUUUGAAGUGCAUUUAUGGCAGACCCGGCGGGCCCGUGUUCACAAGAAGCGCCUUUGCUGCAGUUUUACACCAUCAUCAAAACCCAGAAUUUUAUGAUGAGAUUAAAAUAGAGUUGCCCACCCAGCUACAUGAAAAGCACCACUUGUUGUUCACAUUUUUCCACGUCAGCUGUGAUAAUUCAAGCAAAGGAAGCACAAAGAAGAAGGAUGUUGUUGAAACACAAGUUGGAUAUGCCUGGCUUCCUCUUCUGAAAGAUGGAAGGGUGGUGACCAACGAGCAGCACGUUCCUGUCUCAGCCAAUCUCCCACCUGGCUACCUUGGCUACCAGGAGCUUGGGAUGGGCAGGCAUUGUGGUCCAGAAAUUAAGUGGGUGGAUGGAAGCAAGCCCCUGCUGAAAGUUUCAACCCAUCUGGUUUCUACGGUGUAUACUCAGGAUCAGCAUUUGCAUAAUUUUUUCCAGUACUGUCAGAAAACUGAAUCUGGAGCCCAAGCUCUAGGGAAUGAACUUGUGAAGUACCUUAAGAGCCUGCACGCCAUGGAAGGCCACGUGAUGAUUGCCUUCUUACCCACCAUCCUAAACCAGCUGUUCCGUGUCCUCACCAGAGCAACUCAUGAGGAAGUCGCCGUCAACGUGACACGGGUCAUUAUUCAUGUGGUUGCCCAGUGCCAUGAGGAAGAAUUGGAGAGCCACUUGAGGUCAUAUGUUAAGUACGCGUACAAGGCUGAGCCGUAUAUUGCCGCUGAAUAUAAGACAGUGCAUGAAGAACUGGCCAAAUCCAUGACGGCAAUUCUCAAGCCUUCUGCUGAUUUUCUCACCAGCAACAAACUGCUUAAGUACUCAUGGUUUUUCUUUGAUGUCUUGAUAAAAUCCAUGGCUCAGCACUUGAUAGAGAACUCCAAGGUGAAGGUAUUGCGAAACCAGAGAUUUCCUGCAUCUUAUCAUCAUGCAGUGGAAACCGUUGUGAAUAUGCUGAUGCCACAUAUCACUCAGAAAUUUCGGGAUAACCCAGAAGCAUCCAAGAACGCGAAUCAUAGCCUGGCUGUCUUCAUCAAGAGAUGUUUCACCUUCAUGGACCGGGGCUUUGUCUUUAAGCAGAUCAACAACUACACCAGCUGCUUUGCUCCUGGAGACCCGAAGACCCUCUUUGAAUAUAAGUUUGAGUUUCUCCGUGUGGUGUGCAAUCAUGAACACUAUAUUCCAUUGAAUUUACCGAUGCCCUUUGGAAAAGGCAGGAUUCAAAGAUACCAAGAUCUCCAGCUCGACUAUUCACUGACCGAUGAGUUCUGCAGAAACCACUUCUUGGUGGGCCUGUUGCUGAGGGAGGUGGGGGCCGCCCUCCAGGAGUUCCGGGAGGUCCGGCUGAUCGCCAUCAGCGUGCUCAAGAACCUGCUGAUAAAGCACUCAUUUGACGACAGAUACGCUUCCAGGAGCCAUCAAGCACGGAUAGCCACUCUCUACCUGCCUCUGUUUGGUCUGCUGAUUGAAAACGUCCAGCGAAUCAACGUGAGAGAGGUGUCCCCGUUCCCCGUGAACCCAGGCAGUACGGUGAAAGAGGAGUCCCUCACGGUGCCUGCUGUGAACCCGCUGGUGACACCACAGAAGUCUGGAAACACCUUGGACAACAACCUGCACAAAGAUCUCUUUGGCGCCAUCUCUGGCAUCGCUUCUCCGUAUACAACUUCAACUCCAAAUGUCAACAGUGUGAGAAAUGCUGAUUCGAGAGGAUCCCUCAUAAGUACCGAUUCAGGGAACAGCUUUCCUGAAAGGAAUACCGAGAAAAGCAAUUCCCUGGAUAAGCACCAACAGAGUGGCACUUUGGGGAAUGCCGUGGUUCGCUGUGACAAGCUGGACCAGGCCGAGAUUAAGAGCCUGCUGAUGUGUUUCCUCUACAUCCUGAAAAGCAUGUCGGAUGAUGCUUUGUUUACAUAUUGGAACAAGGCUUCAACAUCUGAACUUAUGGACUUUUUUACAAUAUCUGAAGUCUGCUUGCACCAGUUCCAGUACAUGGGGAAGCGAUAUAUAGCCAGAACAGGAAUGAUGCAUGCCAGAUUGCAGCAGCUGGGCAGCCUGGAUAACUCUCUCACUUUUAACCACAGCUACGGCCAUUCGGAUGCAGAUGUUCUUCACCAGUCGUUGCUUGAAGCCAACAUUGCCACGGAGGUGUGCCUCACCACUCUGGACACUCUCUCUCUGUUUACACUGGCAUUUAAGAACCAGCUCCUGGCUGACCACGGACACAAUCCCCUCAUGAAAAAGGUUUUUGAUGUCUACCUGUGCUUUCUGCAAAAACAUCAGUCCGAAACGGCUUUAAAAAAUGUCUUCACUGCCUUGAGGUCGUUAAUUUACAAGUUUCCCUCGACGUUCUACGAAGGGAGAGCCGACAUGUGCGCCGCUCUGUGCUACGAGAUCCUCAAGUUCUGCAACUCCAAGCUGAGCUCCAUCAGAACCGAGGCCUCCCAGCUGCUCUACUUCCUGAUGAGGAACAACUUCGACUACACCGGGAAGAAGUCCUUUGUCCGGACGCAUUUGCAAGUCAUUAUUUCCGUCAGCCAGCUGAUAGCAGAUGUUGUGGGGAUCGGGGGAACCAGAUUUCAGCAGUCCUUGUCUAUCAUCAACAACUGUGCCAACAGCGACAGGCUCAUCAAGCACACCACCUUCUCCUCGGACGUGAAGGACUUGACCAAAAGGAUCCGCACGGUCCUGAUGGCCACGGCCCAGAUGAAGGAGCACGAGAAUGACCCUGAGAUGCUGGUGGACCUCCAGUACAGUCUGGCCAAGUCCUACGCCAGCACCCCUGAGCUUCGGAAGACGUGGCUGGACAGCAUGGCCAGGAUCCACGUCAAAAACGGGGAUCUCUCCGAGGCGGCGAUGUGCUAUGUCCAUGUCACAGCCCUGGUGGCAGAAUAUCUCACGCGAAAAGGCAUGUUUAGACAGGGAUGCACAGCCUUCAGGGUGAUCACCCCAAACAUAGAGGAGGAGGCCUCCAUGAUGGAAGAUGUCGGCAUGCAAGAUGUUCAUUUCAACGAGGAUGUGCUCAUGGAGCUCCUUGAACAGUGUGCUGAUGGACUCUGGAAGGCCGAACGCUACGAGCUGAUUGCUGACAUCUACAAACUCAUCAUCCCCAUUUAUGAGAAGCGGAGAGAUUUUGAGAGGCUAGCCCACCUGUACGAUACUCUGCACCGGGCCUACAGCAAGGUGACCGAGGUCAUGCACUCGGGCCGCAGGCUCCUGGGCACCUACUUCCGAGUGGCCUUCUUCGGGCAGGGAUUCUUUGAAGAUGAAGACGGGAAGGAGUAUAUUUACAAAGAACCCAAACUCACACCUCUGUCCGAAAUUUCUCAGAGACUCCUUAAACUUUACUCAGAUAAAUUUGGUUCUGAAAAUGUCAAAAUGAUUCAGGAUUCUGGAAAGGUCAACCCUAAGGAUCUGGAUUCCAAGUAUGCAUACAUCCAGGUGACUCAUGUCACCCCAUUCUUUGAUGAAAAAGAAUUGCAAGAAAGGAAAACAGAGUUUGAGAGAUCUCAUAACAUUCGCCGCUUCAUGUUUGAGAUGCCCUUCACCCAGGCUGGGAAGAGGCAGGGUGGGGUCGAGGAGCAGUGCAAACGGCGCACCAUAUUGACAGCGAUACACUGUUUCCCUUACGUGAAGAAGCGGAUCCCUGUCAUGUACCAGCACCACACCGACCUGAACCCCAUCGAAGUGGCCAUUGACGAGAUGAGCAAGAAGGUGGCUGAGCUGCGGCAGCUGUGCUCCUCCACUGACGUGGACAUGAUCAAGCUCCAGCUGAAACUCCAGGGUAGCGUGAGUGUGCAGGUCAAUGCUGGUCCACUGGCAUAUGCCCGAGCUUUCUUAGAUGACACAAACACAAAAAGAUAUCCGGACAACAAAGUGAAGUUGCUUAAAGAAGUUUUCAGGCAAUUUGUGGAAGCUUGCGGUCAAGCCUUAGUGGUAAAUGAACGUCUCAUUAAGGAAGACCAGUUAGAAUAUCAGGAAGAAAUGAAGGCCAACUAUAGGGAAAUGGCAAAAGAGCUUUCUGAAAUCAUGCAUGAGCAGAUUUGCCCGCUGGAGGAGAAGACGAGUGUUUUACCGAACUCCCUUCACAUCUUCAAUGCCAUCAGUGGGACUCCAACAAGCACCAUGGUUCACGGGAUGACCAACUCGUCCUCAGUUCUGUGA